AAAAUCAGUUGACGAUCGACUGCCCCGUGCUAGUACCUUUCUAGCAGUGAAUCAGGUCGUCUCCACAUCAUGCAAGGUGGAUCUGUAUCUACCGUCUGGAUCGCGCUCCUGGCGCUGGGCGUGAGCGCCAUCACUGCCGAGCCGACGUGCCGUCCGACCGGCCAGUAUCUGACGGCUAAUCCACGGGACUGCCGGUCGUACUUCUACUGUUACGACGGCAUCGCUUACUACGGUGUCUGCCAGCAGGGUUUCCGGUUCGAUGAGAGCCGCCAGUCCUGUCUGCCAUCAACGGUGGCCGAGUGUUUCGAGUGCCCGACGAUGGGCAUGGUCUCGCUGCCCCAUCCAACCUCCUGCCAGAAGUUUGUGCUUUGCUUCGAGGGAGUGGCGAAUGAGCGAUCGUGUCCGACUGGGCUGCUGUUCAAUCGCCAAAUUCAUCAGUGUGAUCUGAGCUCUAAAGUGAUCUGCUGAUCUUCGACGAAAACAAACGAACGGAACCUGUUUCCAUCAGCUAGUACAGUGCGCGGGCUAACAACUAUGUUCUGAUACGACAAUAACUUCAUUUUUUUCCCUUCCUCAAACACAUCAAAGUGCGUUAGAAUCAGUGGCCAACCUAUAGUCUUUGUGACAUUCCCUAACAUCCCCAGUGCUCGAUGGAGGUUGUUGUUGAUGAUUGGUGGCGGUGCUAUUUAGUGUAACGGGUGCGAAAUAAAACCAAUAAAGCCAUGAGAGAGAAAGAGAGCUUCAUGCAAAA
This is a messenger RNA of Anopheles arabiensis, 751 nucleotides long. RefSeq names its product protein obstructor-E-like. NCBI's taxonomy places the organism in Eukaryota, Metazoa, Arthropoda, Insecta, Diptera, Culicidae. Gene Ontology annotation, cellular component: extracellular region. Gene Ontology annotation, molecular function: chitin binding. The record is from RefSeq and is a predicted model, not a curated record. The transcript is spliced from 2 exons. Bases 70 to 468 code for a protein of 132 amino acids.